Molecule: messenger RNA, 2211 nt
Organism: Plodia interpunctella (Indianmeal moth)
Lineage: Eukaryota; Metazoa; Arthropoda; Insecta; Lepidoptera; Pyralidae
Exons: 2
Coding region: 129-2090 (653 amino acids)
Source: RefSeq, a predicted model, not a curated record
UAAAAAAAAUAUUAAGGUACCUAUUCAGAACUAGUUUCUGUGUGGUUAGUGCGAGGGUUUUCCCGCUUUUACUCAAUAUACAGUAAUCAACGUGACUAUGACCACCUGUGCUCAUUUUUCGAUAAGAUAUGGAUCACACAACACAGAUGGUGUUUCUUUUGUCUAUGGCACUGGCAAAUGGUCGGCUGCUUUCUCUUGAACUCGAGACUCAUGACCAUGGACCAGAGCACCCAGGUCUUUUAGGUAUGUCCGAUCCACUACACCUACUACCGCCAAAAGACCAUCUUGGAAUAUUUGAGCAUCUAGGCCCGUUUCAUUACAGACAUCACGACUUCAGGAAUCCAGGUGUGGUCGGUCCUUUAAAUCCUCUAAAUGGACCAUUACCAAUAGACAAUAAGAAACUAACGACAGAAUCUUCACCAUUAAAAGUGACACUUCUACCAAAAGCAGACGAGAGUAAUAACACAGUUCAAAAAAAAGAUAUGAACGAUCAGAGAGAGAAGAAAGAAAAUGAAAUACCCAAAGGAAGAAAUAAUACUUUACUACCAAAAUUGUUUGACGUUAGCGAACCUAUGUUAAGGACUAAUGAAAAUAAGACUGUAGCAUCCAACCCCAUUGAUAAAGAAAUUGUAAGAUCCAAUGAUAGUACUACUUUACAUGAAAAGUUAAAAGCAGAUGGCAGUAUUCAAACAGGAGAUUCAAUAGUAUUUCCUGAUAAUAUAGAUGAGAUUAAAUCAGCACAUAAAGGAAUAAAAGAAAAUUUGAAUAAGACAAGUAGUAAUAACGAAAAUAAUGAAGGAAAUUAUACUAAGAAUUCAGAUGAUUCUGAUAUUAUAGUAUUUCCUGGACAUAAUGUACCCACUCAAACUACUAUUACACCGAUUGUAAAUCCUAUACAAAAUGCUAAUGGAAACCCAUUUACAAGUUCAGGUAGUCAAUCUCCUCAAAAUUAUGUAUAUCAAACAUUACCUGUUACAAAUGAUGUAUUUCCUAAUAGACCAGCUGUUUAUACAACAGCUAACACAGGACAAGGAUCUUUGUACACGAAUAUUAUAAAUACAUUCCCUCAGAAUGGCCAAUCUUUUAAACCAGCUUUGAAUAGCAACAAUAACAAUAAUAAUUAUUAUCAAAGUCCUACUCCUAUUUCGCCAGUAAAUUCAUGGAAUGGAAAUCAAAAUGUUGGAAUAGUCAAUAGUAUACCGCCCAGUAACGUUGGAAAUUCAGUUGUAAAUCUAGGAACUGUUCAAAAUCAGCAAAAUACUUUAGGUGUACCUGCGUUGUUAAUUUCACCAAAUUCUAUUGGAAAUAACCAACCGGUUUACAAUAGACAGCAACAAAUUCUACAACCAGCAAAUAUUGCGCAAAACAAUAAUUUAAUCCAACAAAGGCCAACUGUACUUUCAGAAGUAACGCCAUUUUCACAUAAUCAAGGAAAUAUAGCAACACAAGGAAAUUAUAAUCCAGCCCCAAAUAAUAUUGGCCAACAAUUUGUUGUUGGACAAACAUUUGUGCCAAAUAAUAUGCAGAAAAAUAAUGGCCAACAAUAUUAUGUUAUAUCUAACGGCAAUCGAUUGAAUAAUUAUGAAAAUAGUGCGGGUCAAUCUGUAGUUUUAAAUCCACAAGGAAAUAUGAUGACACCUAACAAUAAUGUGUUGGGAGAUAACACUCAAAAACACAUGUUAGUUAACGUGGAUCAGCAAAAUGUACAAAAUGGUCAAACAAAUGGUAUUUCCUUGCAAAAUGGACAACUAGUGUUAGUGCCAUACCAAGGGACAAAUAACGCGUUAGUUAAUAAUGGAAUAAAUGGACAAACACAAAUAAUUACCGAUAAUAUUAUCCAACCAAUGCCAAAUGCUGCAAAUUCUAUUACUGCUAAUCAACCUAAUACAAUUUUAAUUAAUGGAAUCCCUAAUAAUGUAGUGUUUCAAGAUGUGAAUGGUCAAAAUUAUCUUGUGAAUGUUGGCCAAAAUGUUUUCAAGUUAGUUCCCGUUUCUAAUGUUGGUAAUAGUGAAAAUCCUUACUCUAUCGUGAAUUUGAUUUCUUUGAAUGAUAAAGACGAUCGUUCAACAGGUAUCAAUAAAUCUUUAUGACAAAGUUAUACUAACUGAACCUGUGUUAACUGAAUAUAUAUGUAUAAGUUUGUUAAUUAAAAAAACGCAGUUAUAUGAUAUCUAAUAUUGUAAAUUAAAAAUAAAAGAAUUUGAAACUUAA